This is a messenger RNA of Eleginops maclovinus (Patagonian blennie), 2491 nucleotides long. It is a transcript of the gene faah, whose product is annotated as fatty acid amide hydrolase. The coding region runs from base 179 to 1936 and encodes 585 amino acids. NCBI's taxonomy places the organism in Eukaryota, Metazoa, Chordata, Actinopteri, Perciformes, Eleginopidae. The record is from RefSeq and is a predicted model, not a curated record. Gene Ontology annotation, biological process: fatty acid catabolic process. Gene Ontology annotation, molecular function: fatty acid amide hydrolase activity; amidase activity. The transcript is spliced from 16 exons.
UGAGCGGAUUUAUACAGUUGUAUUGACUCAUGUAAAUGACUAACACGAGGAAUCUUCGACAUAACGGGUUUUCCACGCCCAGUUGUUAACUUAAUGUCUCCUUUAAGCCCAGCAGCUGUUCCCACCCUCAGCAUCAGUGUGUUUGUUUUGUUUUAGCCUCAGACAGCCGGAGAGCAUCAUGGAGGACGUCAAGUUCUUUCUGCAGGAUAUAGAGCCCCGGAAAGCGGCUCUAUUUACGGGUGCAGCCUGCGUGGUAGGAUCCGUGGUGGUGCUGGUGCAGAAAGUCUACAAACACCGCGAAGCUAAGGCUAAGAUCCAGAAGGCUCAGAACCGGAGGACCGACAGCCUGCAGCGGGCUGAGCAUGCGGUGCUGCAGUACAAGAAGUCGCAUCCAGAGAACGACUCCGCUCUCAUCCUGACUCUGUCGCUUUCUGAGUUGACAAAGAAACUGCAGGAAGGCUCGCUCAACCCUGAGGAGGUGUUUUACUCUUACAUGGAAAAGACUCUGGAUUUAAAUGGAGAUCUAAACUGCUGCACUGGGAUCCUCUUGGAGAGUUUUGAUCAGCUGAAAACUCUUGACUCCAACAAGAAAGGUCUCUUGUAUGGAGUCCCAGUUAGCAUCAAAGAAAACUAUGGAUACAAGAAUCACGACUCUUCUUGUGGGGUGAUCAUUAAUCUGGAUCAACCUGUCCAGAGAGACAGCGUUCUUGUUGAAGUUCUGAAGAAACAAGGAGCUAUUCCCUUUGUGAAAACAAACGUGCCACAAGCCCUACUAAGCUAUGACUGCGGUAACCCUAUCUACGGGCAGACCUUGAACCCGCACAACCUCAACAAGACCAGCGGAGGUUCCUCCGGUGGGGAGGGGGCUCUCAUCGGGGGAGGGGGCUCCCUGCUGGGGAUGGGCAGUGAUAUAGGGGGUAGCAUCCGUAUACCCGCCUCCUUCUGUGGGAUCUGUGGCUUCAAGCCAACACCAGGUCGACUCAGUUUACAGGGUUUGAGCUCCAUUUAUCGAGGGCAAAAAUCAGUUCCAUCUUGUCCGGGACCCAUGGCGAGGGAUGUGGACAGUCUGGCUCUGUGUAUGCAGGCGCUGCUGUGUGACCACAUGUUCUCUUUGGACCCCACUGUCCCACCACUGCCUUUUAAUGCGCAGGUUUACCAGAGCUCCAAACCUCUCCGGAUCGGUUACCUAGAGAACGACGGCUACAUACAACCGUCUCCAAGCAUGGCCCGCAGCGUCAGAGAGGUCAAAGCCCUGUUAGAGGCAGCAGGGCACACUUUGGUGCCCUACCGUCAUCUGAAUUUGAAUCACAUUAUAUGUGAACUGAUUGUAAAGGGUAUCCUGGCAGACGGAGCCAUCACCCUGCUUGGAAAACUAGAGGGCAACCCUGUGGACCCUACUCUCAGAUCACAGAUUAUGCCCUACUGUCUUCCUAUAUGGUUGAAGAAAACCCUCUCAUUUCUGAUCAGGCCCUUUUCUAUUCGUGCGUCUGAUAUUCUACACUCUCUCUGUGGAGUUGGAUCGGUUCAAAAUCUGUGGAAGCAGCAUGCUGCAGUUGAGGACUACAUUAAGGAAACAAUAGCAGAGUGGAGAAAAUGCAAGAUCGACGCUCUGCUGUGCCCUGUGACUGGACCAGCCUUCAACCACCUCUACUGCGGCAAGCUCACCCCCGCUGCUUCUUACACGUUGCUUUUCAAUCUCCUACAAUUUCCUGCCGGCGUUGUAACUGUUUCCACUGUGAAGGCAGAGGAUGAGGAGGAACUGAAGCACUAUAAAGGCAUUUAUCAGGAUCAGUGGGACAAGGACUUCAAACGGGCUGUGUCUGGAGCCGAGGGUCUGCCCGUGGCGGUGCAGCUCGUCACUCUGCCGUGGCAGGACGAGCUCUGCCUGCGCCUCAUGAAGGAGGUGGAACAGCUGGUCAAACAGAGCACAGCGUGAAGGCCUGGAGGACACAGAGGAGGCCAUACGAAAGAAAUUUACAUUUAAGAUCAAGGGAAUAUUCAUGUUUACUGAUCUGAAAACGGUACACUCCUUCUUUGUUUAUUCGUUCGUUUACAUAGUUUUUCAUUUGUAUUGCACUCCUUUAACAUGAACUUACUUGUUGCUGCUCUGAAAUGGAGUGAAUUCCUGACAUUGACUUGCUGAUUAUGGGAUGUUUCUGCUAAAUUCAGCAUCCUGUUUGAACGUGAGUAGCUACAGUGUGUGUUCUGUUUCUUUUUACUUUUGGCAUCUUUUUAUAUUUAACCUAAUAUAGCAUGAAAAUGAAAUGCAUGCUUGAGAAGAAAUUGACUCCACACACACACACACACACACACACACACACACACACACACACACACACACACACACACACACACACACACACACACACACAUACAGGUUUGUAGGUUAGGGUUUAUGAUGACUACUGUUAAACAUAUGUCUCUUUAUUAAAAUAACUGACAGCUUUGUGAUGUGAUGACAGAAAAUACAAUAAAAUGACUCAUAAGUAAA